Molecule: messenger RNA, 770 nt
Organism: Paralichthys olivaceus (Japanese flounder)
Lineage: Eukaryota; Metazoa; Chordata; Actinopteri; Pleuronectiformes; Paralichthyidae
Gene: ch25h
Product: cholesterol 25-hydroxylase
Biological process (GO): sterol biosynthetic process; cholesterol metabolic process
Cellular component (GO): endoplasmic reticulum membrane
Molecular function (GO): iron ion binding; steroid hydroxylase activity; C-4 methylsterol oxidase activity
Source: RefSeq, a predicted model, not a curated record
AUGACGCUGCUGCAGCCGCUCUGGUCCGUCCUCUUGGGACACGCCUCCGUCCUGCGCUCACCUGUCUUCCCUGUCGUCUUCUCUCUGUCUGUCUACCUGUCCUUCUGUCUUCCCUUCGUGCUGCUCGACCUGCUGUCCUCCAGGUGGGCCCUGGUGCGCAGGUACAAGCUGCAGCCGGAGAGCUCCGUCAGCUGGGCCUCAGUGCGGAGCUACUUGAUGCUGACGCUCUGUAACCACCUACUUUUCAUUCUGCCGCUCACCGUGCUGUACUCUUACCUGCGGCCCCUCCCACUGCCCGAGGAGGCCCCGCCCCUCCCCCGGCUGCUCGCUCAGGUGUUCGUUUGUCUCCUGCUCUUCGACUUCCAGAGCUUCACCUGGCACCUGCUGCACCACAGGGUCGCCUGGUUGUACCACAACUUCCACAGGGUGCACCACACCUCCAGCUCCACCUCUGCGCUCACCACACAGUUCUCCGGAGUCUGGGAGACUCUCAGUCUCGGCGUCUUCGCCGCCGCCACUCCGGCGCUGCUGGGCUGCCACCCGCUCACCGAGCUGAUGUUCUUCCUGGUCAACAUGUGGCUGUCGGUGGAGGACCACUGCGGCUACGACCUGCCCUGGGCCACGCACCGCCUGGUACCACUGGGGCUGUACGGCGGCGCCCGCCACCACCACCUCCAUCACCUCAAGUCCAAGUGCAACUACGCUCCCUACUUCACACACUGGGAUCUUCUGGCAGGGACUCUGAUGAACUGAUGAUGAAGAUAAACUGA